Molecule: messenger RNA, 1812 nt
Organism: Capsella rubella
Lineage: Eukaryota; Viridiplantae; Streptophyta; Magnoliopsida; Brassicales; Brassicaceae
Product: TOM1-like protein 7
Exons: 9
Coding region: 15-1721 (568 amino acids)
Biological process (GO): protein transport to vacuole involved in ubiquitin-dependent protein catabolic process via the multivesicular body sorting pathway
Molecular function (GO): phosphatidylinositol binding; ubiquitin binding
Source: RefSeq, a predicted model, not a curated record
UUGUUUUUGGAAAAAUGAAGCCUUCUUCUUCUUCUACAUCUUCCUCCUCUGGUUCUCGAUCGUUUACGCUGUCUUCGGUGACAGUGGCGGUCGACAAAGCCACGAGCGAGCUUCUCCUCACUCCUGAUUGGACCAUCAUCAUCGCCAUCUGCGACUCCCUCAAUUCUAAUCUCUGGCAAUGCAAAGAUGCGAUCAAAGCUGUCAAGAGAAGAUUACACCACAAGACUUCUAAAGUGCAACUACUCACUUUAACGCUAUUGGAGGCAAUGCUUAAAAACUGUGGGGACUUUGUUCAUUCUCAUAUCGCUGAAAAACAUCUUCUUGAAGAUAUGGUCAAGAUUGUCAGGAAAAAGGGUGAUUUUGAAGUAAGGAACAAAAUAUUGAUAUUGUUGGAUACUUGGAAUGAAGCGUUCAGUGGAGUUGCUCGGAAACACCCUCACUACAACUGGGCUUACCAAGAGCUUAAAAGGUAUGGUGUGAUAUUCCCACAACGUUCCAAAGAAGCACCCCUGAUGCUUACAGCACCCCCACCUCGCCCGUCUUCUUCUUCUUCUUCUUCUAUGAACUUAAUGUCCAUUGGUUCGUUUCGAAGGCUCGACGAAACAAUGGCUACCGAAAUUGAGAGCCUAAGCUUAUCAAGCCUUGGAUCGAUGAGAAACGUGAUGGAUCUUGUGAACGACAUGGUUCAAGCCGUGAAUCCUUCUGAUAAAUCAGCCUUGAAAGAUGAGCUAAUCGUUGAUCUAGUAGAGCAGUGCAGAUCUAACCAGAAGAAAUUAAUCCAGAUGCUCACUACAACUGCGGACGAGGAUGUUAUGGCACGUGGUCUCGAGCUGAAUGACUCUUUGCAGGUAGUGCUCGCCAGACAUGACGCUAUUGCCUCUGGUGUCUCUCUUCCUAUGUUGCAGCUCCCAGAGACGAGCUCUGCCCCCAGCACUGGCGAUGCUGCUGCUCUUGAGUCUGACUCCGACUCUUCUUCGUCAUCCAGCAGCGAAAGUGAAAUAGAUGAGGGGGAUGAUACUAAAAAUGACUUUAUGCAGUUAGCCAAAAGGCACGCUCUAUUAAAUGCCGAACACAGCGAUGAAGAAGAAGAAACAUUGCUUCUAGGCAACAUAAAUGGAAAAACUGCAGAAACAGAAGCCAAGACAGAGUGCAAAGACCUAGCUUUAUUCGACACAACAACAACGGCAACAACCAAGUCAGAGCAGGACAUUAUUGAACUUCUCAGCCUAACUCUGUCAACAACUGCUCUGCCCUCUCCACAAGCGCAACCCCAAAUUCAACCGCAAGCGCAGCCUUCAUCGUAUUUCACUGACGAUAAUAUUCUUAUGAACAGCUACGUUGUCCCCUGGGCACAAUCUCAGGCAGAUCCGCAAGUCCCAAAAAUGGCUCAGUUUGCUCCACCAGUGCCUCAGUUUCAACCAUGGCUUCCGCAGCAGCAACAACCGUUUUCAUACGGUUAUCCACAGCCGCAAUGGAGCAAUGUCCAAGUAAACAGUAAUGACACAACAUUGUGGAGCCAGGGUGGCAAUGAAAAUAAAAUCUUCGAGAGAAACUUGCAAUACUCAAACUCCUUCCCUGCUAGAGCCGCAGGGACAUCAGGUGCUGCUGCUGUAGCUGCGGUGGACGGGCAGCCGAUGAGGCCCUAUGUUCCUCCAUACAAAUUAUUUGAAGAUCUUAACGUCCUCCGGAACGCAGAUGGAGGCGUCAGGAGUAGCAAAUGACCUUUGUUGGAAUCAGGAUAUCAUAGUUCCAAAAUACUUCAAAUACUCCUACAAAUUUACAAUAAUAACGAAUAAGAUUUUUGAAAAACUU